CUGCAAUGUUGUUUUGCGCAGCAUACAUCGACUGUGGAGGAACCUGAGUCGCUGAAGAAGGCUCCACAUUCGUUCAUUUUUUACCGAGGUAAAGUUGGUCCUUUCGUUCGCGAACUCGUCACCAACCUACGACUCGUCUUUGAACCAUACACAGCUAGCAAACUCAAGCCCACGAAGAAGAACGUGCUGAAGGAUUUCGUGUCUGUUGCGGGCCCUUUGGGGGUUACGCACUUCAUGGUGUUUUCACGCACUGAACUUGGUCUGAAUAUGCGCUUGAUUCGCCUUCCUAGAGGACCGACGCUUACCUUCAGAGUUCACGAAUAUACGAUAAAUCGAGACAUCGUUUCUUCAUUGAAGCGACCACAUGUUAACCGGAAGUUAUACCUGCAUUUUCCGCUGAUGAUUAUCAAUGGCAUGAAGAGCAGUGAGGAACAUCUGAAGCUGACACAAAUCGCAUUCCAACACAUGUUACCGUCGAUCAACGUCAACACGGUUAAGCUGAAGAACAUUCGUCGUUGUGUCUUGCUCACUUACGAUAAGGAAACGAAGAUGAUACAGUUUCGCCAUUACGCGAUCAAGGUGGUUCCCACGGGAGUCAGUAAAUCGGCCAAAAAGCUGCUUCGCAGAAAGGUACCUGAUUUGGGCAGAUACAAAGACAUUAGCGAUUAUUUCAUAAAGCCUGAAAACUUGAGCGAAAGCGAAUAUGAAGGCGAUGGCGCCGCAGAUGAGGUCGAGCUGCCCCAAAACAUACUGAUCGAAUGCGGCCCGCGAAUGAAACUAGAGCUUCUGAAGAUUGAAGAUGGCAUGUGCGACGGAAGCGUACUCUAUCACGCGUAUAUUAAAAAGACGCCGGAGGAAAUCGCGGAAAUCGAGGAACGCCGAGCGAAGAAGAAGAAAUUGAAGGAACAGAGGCGCAUAGAACAAGAACUUAACGUAAAGCGUAAACAAGAAAUUAAAAAAGUGCACUUCGCUGAAACGGCAGUAAAAGCUGAAUGA
Soboliphyme baturini is the source of this 996-nucleotide messenger RNA. Lineage: Eukaryota; Metazoa; Nematoda; Enoplea; Dioctophymatida; Soboliphymatidae. The record is from the annotation of a GenBank genome assembly.